AUGUCUUCAAGUACUAAUCAUGUUCAUAAGCGUAGGAUUAGAUUUGCAUCCUCGAACAUCGGAUCUUUGACCGGUAAGAGUAUGGAGUUGAUUGAUGCUAUGCGAAGAAGAAGAAUUAAUGUGGCAUGCAUUCAAGAAACUAGAUGGAAGGGUCACAAAGCGAAGGCAUUAGAUGAUUUCAAACUAUGGUACUUGGGAGAUGAAAGUGGGAGAGGUGGAGUGGGCAUAGUUGUUGACAAAGACCUUAAGAACGAAGUAGUAGAUGUUAAAAGAUUAGGGGAUAGGAUCAUAUCUAUCAAGCUGGUGCUAGACAAUGAGGUUAUCAACAUUGCUAGAGCAUACGCACCCCAAGCAGGUUUGGAUGAGAGUGUUAAAAUACAAUUCUGGGAGCACAUGGAUGGAUUAGUACAGGGUUUUGGUUCGGGAGAUAAAAUUAUUAUUGGAGGGGAUCUUAACGGACAUGUGGGCAGGGAUCAUAGAGGCUUUGAAGAGGUUCACGGAGGAUACGGAGUUGGAGAGAGGAAUGAAGAGGGGAUAUCAGUGUUAGACUUUGCGAUAGCGUUUGACCUGUGCAUUACAAAUACCUUUUUUAAAAAGAGAGAUGAACAUUUAAUUACCUACAAGAGUGGGCACCAUGCAAGCCAAAUAGAUUUUUUCCUAACAAGAAGGUUUGACAGACCUUUAUGUAAGGAUUGUAAGAUUAUACCAGGAGAGAGCUUAACCGCCCAACGUAGACUGAUGGUCUUAGAUAUGUACCUCAGUACGGGAAAACGUAAGAAAGCAAAACAAGUUUGCCCUAAGAUAAGAUGGGGGCGAUUCCAAGGAGUUCUCUUAGAGUCAUUUUUCGAUAAAGUAGCUCUAUAA
Messenger RNA from Telopea speciosissima, 864 nucleotides. RefSeq lists its product as uncharacterized. Lineage: Eukaryota; Viridiplantae; Streptophyta; Magnoliopsida; Proteales; Proteaceae. The coding region runs from base 1 to 864 and encodes 287 amino acids. The record is from RefSeq and is a predicted model, not a curated record. The transcript has a single exon. Gene Ontology annotation, cellular component: nucleus. Gene Ontology annotation, biological process: chromatin remodeling. Gene Ontology annotation, molecular function: catalytic activity.